Lacerta agilis (Sand lizard) is the source of this 2931-nucleotide messenger RNA. RefSeq names its product solute carrier family 7 member 14 (gene SLC7A14). The transcript is spliced from 8 exons. The record is from RefSeq and is a predicted model, not a curated record. Gene Ontology annotation, biological process: transmembrane transport; amino acid transport. Bases 509 to 2821 code for a protein of 770 amino acids. Gene Ontology annotation, cellular component: plasma membrane. Gene Ontology annotation, molecular function: amino acid transmembrane transporter activity. Lineage: Eukaryota; Metazoa; Chordata; Lepidosauria; Squamata; Lacertidae.
UCCAUCCCAGCUGGAUCCUCCCACCCCGGGCUUGAUUGGCAGCCGGGGAGAGAGGGGAGGGGGUGGAUUCUGUGCAUCUGAGCGACAGCCGGCCUCUCACCAUCCUCCCCCCACCCCCUCCACCCCCGCUUGGGUCUCUCCAGGGAGGGAAGCCGCGGAGAUCCUGGAGCGGCAGGUGCAGCCAGCCCCCUCCCUCAGCACCAGCCUCCUCCGGCAUCCUCCACCGGGACCCCGCGCAGCUCCUGGACCACCCUCGCCGCCACCACCGCCGCCUCUCCAGCCCUGAGCUCAUCCAGCAGCAUCCGCGCGGGGAUCUCACAAGGCGAAACCGAAACCCAGGUUAUUAAAGCUUCAGUUUACAUUCACACCGCAGCGACUUUGAGUUGACAUGGACCAUCUCUGAAACUGACUACCUGUCUGCUAAAGUCUAUGCUGCCAGACUUCGCUACGGGAGCUAACUGAACUCUGUGGUUUUCGUCGGCCUUUAUUUCCAUCCCUUGACAUCACAAUGAGCAGCAUCCUCUCGCACUUGGACCCCCGGCGGAUCCAGUGGGGUGCCACAUGGUACGCCAUGCACUCUCGAAUCCUCCGCACCAAGCCAGUGGAAUCCAUGCUGGAAGGGACAGGCACCACCACAUCCCAUGGAACCAAACUGGCCCAAGUGCUCACUACCCUGGAUCUGGUUUCAUUGGGUGUUGGAAGUUGUGUUGGCACCGGGAUGUAUGUGGUCUCUGGCCUGGUUGCUAAGGAGAUGGCCGGGCCGGGCGUCAUCGUUUCCUUCAUCAUUGCAGCCGUAGCCUCCAUUUUGUCUGGGGUUUGCUAUGCCGAGUUUGGUGUGCGAGUUCCAAAAACCACUGGCUCCGCCUACACUUACAGCUACGUCACGGUGGGAGAGUUUGUGGCGUUUUUCAUCGGAUGGAACCUAAUCCUGGAGUAUCUGAUCGGCACAGCAGCAGGUGCCAGUGCUCUAAGCAGCAUGUUCGACUCCCUGGCCAAUCACACCAUCAGUCGCUGGAUGAUUGACAGCGUCGGGACUUUGAAUGGGCUGGGUAAAGGAGAAGAGUCUUAUCCAGAUUUACUGGCUUUGCUCAUUGCUGUCAUCGUAACGAUCAUUGUCGCUUUGGGAGUGAAGAACUCUGUGGGAUUUAACAACGUCCUCAACGUGAUUAACUUGGUGGUGUGGCUCUUCAUCAUGAUUGCUGGACUUUUCUAUGUCAAUGGAGAAUAUUGGGCCGAAGGGCAGUUCCUGCCAUUUGGAUGGUCGGGGGUGCUACAAGGUGCAGCCACCUGCUUCUAUGCCUUCAUUGGAUUUGACAUCAUUGCCACCACUGGAGAAGAAGCAAAGAGUCCCAACACUUCCAUCCCUUAUGCCAUCACUGCUUCACUUGUCACAUGCCUGACCGCAUAUGUGUCCGUGAGCAUAAUCUUGACUCUGAUGGUGCCAUACAACGACAUUGAUACUGAAUCGCCCCUGAUGGAGAUGUUUGCAGCCCACCGAUUCUACACUGCCAAGUUCAUUGUUGCCAUCGGGUCUGUGGCUGGGUUGACGGUGAGCUUGCUGGGCUCCCUCUUCCCUAUGCCUCGGAUCAUUUAUGCUAUGGCUGGCGAUGGGCUUCUCUUCAGAUUCUUGUCCCAUGUAAGUUCUUACACGGAGACUCCCGUAGUCGCCUGCAUUGUCUCAGGGUUUCUCGCAGCCCUGCUCUCCUUGCUGGUAAGCCUGAGGGACCUGAUAGAGAUGAUGUCCAUCGGCACAUUGCUCGCCUACACUUUGGUCUCCGUGUGUGUCCUGCUUCUUCGGUACCAACCAGAAAGCGACAUUGACGGCUUCGUCAAGUUCCUUUCUGAAGAGCACACUAAGAAGAAGGAAGGCAUCAUAGCAGACUGCGAGAAGGAAGUCUGCUCUCCGGUCAGCGAAGGGGAGGAGUUUGCAGGCCCGCCCACCAACACUUGUGGCGCUAAGAACCUGCCGUCCUUGGGCGACAACGAGAUGCUCAUUGGGAAAUCAGACAAAUCCGUUUACAACGUCAACCACCCCAACUAUGGCACGGUUGACAUGUCUUCUGGAAUAGAGGCAGAUGAGUCUGAGAACAUCUACCUCAUCAAGCUAAAGAAACUCAUAGGACCACGAUACUACACUAUGAGGAUCCACCUGGGACUUCCUGGGAAAAUGGAUCGACCCACUGCAGCUACUGGCAAGACUGUCACCACUUGUGUGCUCUUGCUGUUUGUCUUAAUGUUCAUCUUCUGCUCUUUCAUCAUUUUUGGGGUGGACUACCUCUAUGACCAAAGUUGGUGGGCAAUUCUUCUGGUGGUCCUGAUGGUCCUGCUGAUCAUUGUGUUGGUGUUCGUCAUCCUUCAGCAGCCAGAAAACCCAAAAAAGCUCCCUUAUAUGGCUCCUUGCCUGCCUUUUGUCCCAGCCUUUGCUAUGCUUGUGAACAUCUAUCUCAUGCUGAAACUUUCAAGGAUCACCUGGAUCCGGUUUGCUGUCUGGUGUUUUGUGGGGUUGCUGAUUUAUUUUGGCUACGGCAUAUGGAACAGCACACUGGAGAUCACCGCUCGGGAAGAGGCGCUGCAUCAGAGCACAUACCAGCGCUACGAUGUUGAUGUCGACCCUUUCUCCGUCGACGAUGGCUUGGCCUACGCCGAGAACGACAACUACCAGGACUGGGAUCCUGCCGACGACAAAGGUUUCUCUUACCAGCAGAUGUCAGAAGCAAAGGAAAACAGUCGGACAAGUAGCAAAUCAAAGAGCAAAGGCAAACACAAACAGAACUCGGAUGCACUGAUUUCAAAUGACGAGUUAGACUACUCGCCCGAGUAGAUGAAAUGGAAACACAACCGUUCCACUCUUUGUCACUAAGCUAAACCUUGGGCUUCUUUCGGCUCUCAUUUCAAACCCAUCUUUUCCCAUAAAGUUUGUUUCCAGAAGUC